CGGAGCCGGACAUUAUGCAUCGAGCUGAGGGAGACCUGAGGCGGCCGAGCGCGGUGUGAACGUCUAAAGAACGAUAACUGGAGGUGUCUGGUACCCGGACUCAAGGAAAAGGAUUGGCCUUACCCUAGAAUAUGGUACCUCAGUGUUGGUCAGUGAGUUGUCUUGUGCCAGUCAUGGUAAUCCUGAGUUACAUGGCACAUUUCAUCCAGACAGACACCGUGCCAAGUUUUAUCCGAAUCCCUGUGGAUCAGAUUGGAAUUUCUGGAGGAGUGGCCUCAUUUGUGUGCCAGUCAUUUGCAGAACCUAAACCUAGCAUCACCUGGAUGAAAAAAGGCAAGAAAGUCAGUUCUCAGCGAUUUGAGGUGAUAGCAUUUGAUGAUGGCACUGGGUCAGUGCUUCGAAUUCAGCCACUAAGAGCGCCUCGAGAUGAAGCAAUUUAUGAAUGCACAGCGACAAAUAGUGUUGAGAGGAUCACAACAAGUGCCAAAUUAACAGUUCUAGCAGAGGACCAGCUCCCUCAUGGAUUUCCUCAAAUUGACAUGGGCCCACAACUGAAGGUCGUGGAGCGAACCCGCACAGCCACAAUGCUCUGCGCUGCCAGUGGUAAUCCAGACCCUGAAAUCACAUGGUUCAAGGAUUUCUUGCCAGUGGACACUAGCAACAGCAACGGUCGCAUCAAACAACUCCGAUCAGGAGCCCUGCAGAUUGAGAACAGUGAGGAGUCUGACCAGGGCAAAUAUGAAUGUGUAGCAACUAACAGUGCUGGAACCCGUUACUCUGCUCCGGCCAACUUGUACGUAAGAGUGCGGCGUGUUCCCCCGCGGUUCUCUAUCCCACCUACUAGCCAUGAAGUGAUGCCUGGGGGCAGCGUGAAUCUCACCUGUGUAGCUGUGGGGUCGCCCAUGCCCUAUUUGAAGUGGGUGUCGGGAGCAAUAGAACUGACACUGGAAGAGGACAUGCCUGUCGGACGAAAUGUUUUGGAGCUCACGAACAUCAGGGAAUCCAAGAACUACACCUGUGUUGCCAUGUCUUCACUGGGUGUUAUUGAAUCAACAGCUCUAAUAACAGUUAAAGCCUUGCCAAAGCCUCCUACUAUGAUCACUGUCACAGAGACCACUGCUACCAGUGUUACAUUGACGUGGGAAACGGGAAACACGGAAAUGAAUCCAUAUUAUGUGAUUCAGUACAAACCAAAAUCCUCCGAUGGAUCCUUUCAGGAGGUGGAUGGAGUUGCUACGACACGGUACAGCAUUGGAGGACUCAGCCCAUACUCGGAAUAUGAAUUCCAAGUUAUUGAAGUGAACAAUAUUGGUCGGGGUCCUCCCAGUGAAUUAGUAGAAACUCGGACAGGAGAGCAGGCACCAUCCAGCCCACCCUUAAAGGUCCAGGGACGCAUGCUGAGUGCUAGCACUAUGUUAAUCCAGUGGGAGGAGCCAGAAGAGCCCAAUGGACAGAUUCGGGGUUAUCGGGUGUAUUAUACCACAGACUCCAGUUUGUCCAUGAAUAUGUGGCAGAAACAUAAUUUGGAUGAUAGUCUUCUCACAACCAUUGGCAGCUUGAUCACAGGGACUACAUACAGCAUUAAGAUGUUAGCCUUCACUUCAGUGGGAGAUGGACCACCAUCUGAAAUUAUAAAAGUUAAAACCCAGCAGGGAGUUCCUGCUCAGCCAACUGAGUUCCAAGCUGAAGCAGAGUCUGAUACCAGGAUUUCACUUUCUUGGUUGCUGCGUCAACAAGAGAAGAUUAUCAAAUAUGAACUGAUGUACUCUGAAGAGUUUAAUGGAAAAGAGAAAGCAGUGACCUUUGAUCCCACAUCUUCAUACACUGUGGAUGACCUGAAGCCAGACAAAUUAUAUUACUUCCGUUUGGCAGCACGCUCAGAACAUGGAUUAGGAGCGUUCACACAAACCAUCUCCACAAAAACCAUGCAAUCCACCCCCUCCGCCCCACCUCAAGACGUCCAGGGAACCACGUUCAGCUCUACUAGCGUUCGGGUAAGUUGGCAUCCACCGCCAGCAAACAGUCAGAAUGGAGUCAUUACCAAAUACUCCGUUAUAUACCAAGCGGUGGAUAGCGAGGACAAUACAAAACACGUUUUGGACAACAUUGAGGCAGAUGCGACCAGUUGGCUAGUUGAGGGUCUCGAGAAAUGGACCGAGUAUCGUGUCUGGGUAAGGGCUCAUACCAAUGUUGGGCCAGGACCGAAGAGCACACCUGUGAAUAUUCGUACAGAUGAGGAUGUACCCAGUGCUGCUCCACGAAAAGUGGAAUUAGACCCUGUGAACUCGACAGCAAUCAAAGUUACAUGGAAGGCUCCAGUCUACAAUAAGCAGCAUGGACAGAUCCGCGGAUAUCAGAUCAUCUAUGUACGUCUUGUAAAAGGGGAACCUCGAGGCCAACCAACUAUCAAGGAUGUGAUGUUAGCAGAAGCUCAGUGGGAGUCUAAGGACACCCAGGACAAUGAAGCUAUUGUUGUGGGAUUGAUGCCUGAAACGGCUUACUCGGUUACAAUUGCAGCGUACACCACCAAGGGAGAUGGAGCUCGUAGCAAACCUAAGGUGGUUUCGACAACGGGAGCUGUUCCAGGCAAGCCUACUACAAUGAUUAUCAGUGUCACUCGUAUGAACACAGCUCUCAUUCAGUGGCAGCCACCAUCUGAAAUGGUGGGUGAUCUGGUAGGCUAUCGACUGCAAUACAUCCGCAGUGAUGAAGAAAAACCGAAUGUCAUCAAACUAAAUAAGAGCGAUGACCAUUAUACGGUAACAAACUUGCACAAGGGAACCACAUACAUCUUCCGCCUGUGUGCUGAAAACAAAGCUGGAUUUGGUGAGGAGGCUGUGAAACAAGUUCAGAUACAGGAGGACAUACCAAGUGGUUUCCCACAAAACCUGCGUGUUGUAGGGCUUACCACAUCCACAACUGAGCUUUCAUGGGACCCACCCGUUCUGGCUGAAAGGAAUGGAAAGAUGAUCCUCUACACAGUGUUGUUCCGUGAUAUCAACAGCCCAAGAGACCUAAACAACUCAACCAAUGAAACUCGAAUAAUGCUGAGCAAACUGAACCCAGACACCACUUAUGACAUCCGAGUGAGAGCUCAUACUUCCAAAGGGCAUGGACCAUACAGUCCCAGCAUUCAAUCCCGAACCAUGCCAGUCGACCAAGUAUUCGCUAAGAAUUUCCGAGUAAAAGCAGUAAUGAAGACAUCAGUUUUGCUGAGCUGGGAAGUACCAGAAACAUAUAAACCAGGAGUGCCUUUUAAGAUUCUCUAUAAUGGCCAAAGUGUAGAGGUAGAUGGACAAUCAAUGCGUAAACUUAUUACAAAACUUCAGCCUGAUACUGAAUACUCCUUUGUAUUAACAAACCGUGGGAACAGUGCUGGUGGGCUGCAGCAGGUGGUGUCAAUCCGUACAGCUCCAAACUUGCUGCAAACAAAACCAGUCAUCUACAGCAAGGACAUCCAGGAUGGCAAGCUGCCAAUCAACCUACCCAAAGUUCAGACCACAGCUGCUAUCAAGUGGUAUUAUAUUGUAGUGGUGCCACUUGAUAAGACUACACGCACCGUUACACAAAAAUGGCAGAACCCUGAAGAGAUCGAAGUUGAUGAGCUGUUUGAUGGAAUAAGUCAACUAUCACAUGGCAAACGGUAUCGGCGUCAGUCUGAGAGACUAAAGCCAUACAUCGCUGCCCAACUGAAGAAGCUACCUGAUACAUUUAUGCUUGGAGAUGAUCAGUACUAUGGAGUAUUUCAGAACAGACCUCUGUCUUCUAGCAACAGCUACCUGUGCUUUGUUUUGGCAGCGCUGGAAGAAAAAGAUGCGCAGAUGUAUGCUGCCAGUCCAUACUCUGAUCCUAUCCUGGUGGAGAUGACCUCUCCGUCAAAGGCACAGGAUGACCCUGAGAUGCUAUGGGUGAUGGGACCAGUGCUUGCUGUUGUUUUAAUAAUAAUUAUUGUCAUCGCCAUCCUCCUGUUCAAAAGGAAAAGAGCGAGCUCUCCAUCUGCUAAAGAUGAUGUUCCUGGUGGAAAAGACCCAUUGCUGGCACACUCUUCAGAUCCAGUAGAAUUGAGACGACUGAAUUAUCAGACUCCAGGUCCAAGUGUCCCCAGUUGCCCAAACAACUCAAGCAUGAGAGAUCAUCCACCGAUCCCUAUCACAGAUCUUGCUGACAACAUUGAAAGGCUAAAGGCUAAUGAUAAUCUGAAGUUCUCACAGGAGUACGAGUCCAUUGAUCCUGGUCAGCAAUUCACCUGGGAAAAUUCUAACAUGGAAGUCAACAAACCGAAAAACCGAUAUGCCAAUGUCAUUGCAUAUGACCACUCUAGAGUUAUCCUGACUUCUGUCGAUGGAGUACCAGGCAGUGACUACCUCAAUGCCAAUUACAUUGAUGGAUACAGGAAACAGAAUGCCUACAUUGCGACACAGGGCCCACUACCAGAAACACUCAGUGACUUUUGGCGAAUGGUCUGGGAGCAAAGGACUGCCACCUUAGUCAUGAUGACAAGAUUGGAGGAAAAAUCAAGGGUGAAAUGUGAUCAAUACUGGCCAUGCCGUGGCACAGAGACAUAUGGAAUGAUUCAGGUUUCUCUGUUGGAUACCGUGGAGCUAGCAACAUAUUCUGUCCGGACAUUUGCACUAUACAAGAAUGGCUCAAGUGAAAAACGGGAGGUGCGUCAGUUCCAGUUCAUGGCCUGGCCAGAUCACGGCGUUCCAGAAUAUCCAACUCCAAUCCUGGCCUUUCUGAGGAGGGUUAAAGCCUGUAAUCCCGCAGAUGCCGGCCCAAUGGUGGUGCACUGCAGUGCUGGCGUGGGCCGAACUGGCUGCUUUGUUGUAAUCGAUGCAAUGCUGGAACGAAUGAAGCACGAGAAGACUGUUGAUAUAUAUGGUCACGUCACCUGCAUGAGAGCACAGCGGAAUUACAUGGUGCAGACAGAGGAUCAGUACAUCUUCAUUCAUGAGGCUCUCCUCGAGGCCGCAACAUGCGGAAACACAGAGGUUCCUGCAAGAAGUCUCUUUGCCCACAUACAGAAACUCACACAGGUUCCUCCAGCAGAGACAGUCACAGCCAUGGAGCUGGAAUUCAAGCGCCUGGCAAACUCCAAAGCACAUACCUCACGAUUCAUCAGUGCCAACCUCCCUUGUAACAAGUUCAAGAACCGGCUUGUGAACAUCAUGCCAUAUGAGUCCACCCGAGUCUGCCUACAGCCAAUACGAGGGGUUGAAGGCUCGGACUACAUCAAUGCCAGCUUCAUUGAUGGAUAUAGACAGCAAAAGGCUUAUAUUGCAACACAGGGACCCCUGGCAGAGACCACUGAAGAUUUCUGGCGCAUGUUGUGGGAACACAAUUCCACCAUUGUAGUCAUGCUCACGAAACUGCGGGAAAUGGGACGAGAAAAGUGCCACCAGUACUGGCCAGCAGAGCGCUCUGCCCGCUAUCAGUACUUUGUAGUGGAUCCUAUGGCUGAGUACAGCAUGCCACAAUACAUCCUACGGGAGUUCAAAGUAACGGAUGCCAGGGAUGGUCAGUCUCGAACAAUCCGACAGUUCCAAUUCACUGACUGGCCUGAACAAGGAGUGCCAAAAACCGGAGAGGGAUUCAUCGAUUUUAUCGGUCAGGUGCACAAAACCAAGGAACAGUUUGGGCAGGAUGGACCUAUCACUGUACACUGCAGCGCCGGGGUGGGACGGACUGGAGUAUUCAUUACUCUGAGUAUUGUACUGGAGCGGAUGAGGUAUGAGGGAGUGGUUGACAUGUUUCAGACAGUGAAGACCUUACGAACACAGAGGCCUGCCAUGGUGCAGACUGAGGAUCAGUACCAGUUGUGUUACCGAGCUGCGCUGGAGUACCUCGGGAGCUUUGAUCACUAUGCAACGUAACUUCUAUCAUCCAAUCAGAACUUGCGACUUUCAGGACCCAGAAAGUGAUUUUUUCGAGCCAUAUCAAAUCGUUGUUCAGUUUUCCUUUACAGUGAAUCGUAAACGGCGCAGUGAUCUCAGCGACUCCAAUUCCACCGUGAUCCUUAGGCUAAGCAGGAACUGUUUGGACCUGUCUUAAUUCCAAACGCAUCUCAAAUCCUUUUCACUUUGUGCAUGAGAUUCCCCUUUUUUAAUUACUAUAAUUUUAGCUGAAGUAAAGUGCACCAAUUUCCUUUUGGGUUUUAACUGGGAUGCCAUUUGCAGUUUUAUAAAUCUUUUUAUUAAAACUGGUAAUUUUUCCCGAAAUUAAAAUGUUUUGCUUGAUGGCAAAACAGGAUUCAUUAUGCUGUAAAUGCUUUUUUAUUUUAUUAUCAGUUAAGUUUUAUAUUUUUGUUUCUGCUGAUUUUAGGGUUCUUUGUGUUUGUUGCAGAGCUGCCCAUUUUAGUGCAGUUCUGUAUUUGAUCCUGGUGACUGGAAUCUUAAACCACUGUUCUGAUUAUAGCUGCUGUAUCUACUCCUAGGUAUAGACAAAUGAAUAAAUUGAACUGGAGCUUAACCUCUUAUAUGAUAGCAUUUUCUCUCCAGAUACUGUACAAUACAAAACUGUUAACAAUGAAUAAAGCAGGAGCCUGGUGCUAGUGAUGAAUUUAAUAAAAACAAGGGAUGCAUUAUGGUUUUGUACAGUUUCUUAAUAUGACUGAUUCGAUUAUUUUCUCGUUUAAAAAAAAUAAUAAAAAGUUAGAAAAAAAUACUCCUCAGAUACCCUGAUAUUCUGUUCAAUCUACUGGAGAAAAUGUCAAACUGGAUUGAAACAAACCCAAUAUAAACAGGAUUACAGACCUUGUCACAAACCUUCAGUCGUCGACCCAGAGAUGAACUGGGACCAAGAACAUAUAUUCCUCACCAAUUACAUCAACUUUUUUUUGUUUCAUAUUGACUAUUCUGCGAGAGUUAAGACUGCUAAGCAUUCCCUUACAAAUAGCCUGAACUUUCCAAUCAACUAUUAUGGUGGGUUUGACGUUCUGUAACGGUAUAAUCUUCUGUCAUUCUAUGAAGCUAAUGCAGUAAGGAGACUGAAUUUCUCCUGGGUGUGGAAAUGGGGAAGGUGGUGGAUGAAUUCUACAUAUAAUCAACUAGUCAGAAUGUUAUUGACUGUAACCUGAUUUGAAAGGGUUGAAAUGUUUGGAACGCACUCAUUUUUACCUUGUGUAUGCAUAGUGCUGUAGGGGUUACUCUGUUGUAUACACAGUCUGUUUUCUAUUUGUUAAUAAAUGAUACCAUCAUUGGAAAAGUCUUGAUGUUAAUAAAGUUGAAUAAUCAGGUUUUAUACAA
Callorhinchus milii (elephant shark) is the source of this 7244-nucleotide messenger RNA. RefSeq names its product protein tyrosine phosphatase receptor type Fa (gene ptprfa). The transcript is spliced from 34 exons. Gene Ontology annotation, biological process: protein dephosphorylation. Gene Ontology annotation, molecular function: protein binding; protein tyrosine phosphatase activity. The record is from RefSeq and is a predicted model, not a curated record. NCBI's taxonomy places the organism in Eukaryota, Metazoa, Chordata, Chondrichthyes, Chimaeriformes, Callorhinchidae. Bases 132 to 5873 code for a protein of 1913 amino acids.